UUAAGAAACCCGGAAACGGUUCCCUUCUGCGUGUUCACUGGUCACGGGCGGUCGCGGGUCCCGCACAGACAGCUGAGCAUGAUAUUUCGAUCUGCUAACUGGGCUUUUCGAAGCAGCGUGUGGUGCUGGCGAAACCGGGCCGUCCUCAAAGCAGCGCAGAAGGCCUCGGACGUCAAAGGUUGCCGUUGGUACUCGACCCCAACUCGUGGCGGUGUCACAGGCAUGGAGGAGAUACUGGCGAGGGUCGUUGCACCGUUACCCACAUACGAAACGAGAGACAAAUACCCGCCUCCCCCCGAAUCAAACAGCUUGGAGUUCAUGCACUUCUACGGAAGUCUCGACAAGGAAGACAAACUCGGCUUCCUGACGAAGCUGUCGCAAGACUUCGGAGUAGACCACAAGGGCGUCUCGGAGCUCGCUUUGAGGCUGUUGGACACUCAGCUACGAGACUUGGCGACUAUUCUGCAAGUUGAAGACCGGCUGCGAUACGGCUUGACUCCCCGUUACAAACAGUUGCUUAACCAUAUAAGCAGGGUCGAGGGGGGCGUGAAGUUCCUGGUGGACCUGCGAGCCGACGUGCUUGAAAUAAUAUCAUCCAAAGCUAGCGAGACCCCGCACAUAAGGGACCUGAACGGCACGCUGAAGAGCUUGCUGUCUGAGUGGUUCUCUGUAGGUCUGCUCCGACUGGAGAGAAUCACCUGGCAGUCCCCCUGCGAGAUCCUGCAGAGGAUCAGCCAGUAUGAGGCAGUGCACCCUAUAAGGAACUGGACGGACCUGAAGCGCAGAGUCGGGCCGCAUCGCCGCUGUUAUGCCUUCACCCACGCCGCCAUGCCGGGAGAACCCCUGGUUGUACUUUAUGUGGCCCUCACUGAAGACAUCUCUGACAACAUUCAGAGUAUCGUCCGCGAGUUUGCCACUCUUGACUCCGAGGAGGAUGUGAAUAAGAUAAAUGCAGCCAUCUUCUACUCCAUCUCCUCCACCCAGGCUGGCCUUCAGGGGGUGGAGCUGGGCAACUACCUCAUCAAGAGGGUGGUCCGAGGACUACAGAGCGAGUUCCCUCACAUGGCCCAGUUCUCCAGCCUGUCUCCGAUUCCGGGUUUCUCCUCUUGGCUCCAAGGUCUGCUCAGCCAGUACAAGAAGGAAGGCCGGGGCUCUGACCUCCUCUCUGAGCAGGAGUGGAAGGAGGUGGAGCAGGCCACUGGCUCGGCCCCGGGGUCUACCGCCAUUGAGGCCCUCCGCAAGCUGAUCGCCACGAGUGAGUGGAUGCGCUCUGAGCGCCUGACGUGCGUCCUGGAGCCCGUCCUGAUGCGCCUGUGCGCCUGGUACCUCUACGGGGAGAAGAGGCGAGGCUACGCUCUCAACCCGGUGGCCAACUUCCACCUGCAAAACGGCGCCACCAUGUGGCGGCUCAACUGGAACGCCGACACCAGCCCCAGGGGCGUGGAAAACUCAUGCGGCGUCAUGGUGAACUAUCGGUACUUCCUGAACGAGACGUCUAAAAACAGCACGCUUUACCUGCAGAACAAGGUCAUCACGGCGUCGGAGCAGGUGCUGGGGCUGGUGUCCCAAUUCCAGAAGAGCAGCAAACUGUGAGAAAGAGACGAGGAUGAACCCUUAAAUACAAAUCUGUGCGGUUCUCUGGCACUUGAUAUCGUCAGUAUACGCUAACUGCCAAACUUAUUGAUAUAACAUUUGGCAUAUUGUUAAAACUGCUUCAGAGACACCACUGAAUGGACGUCAGCUGACAUUAUUCUUUAAUUGAAAUUAGAACAUUUCUCAGAUGACGUCGCUCAUCCCGUCGUCUGAAUGUAAUGCAUAAGUUAGGCUGCUUGCCUCAUUGGGUUUCUGGUUGAAGCUGUUUGAUAUUGUGUAAGUGCCUCUCAGGCCGAGAGAGUGUAGCUAAUGGAGCACGAGGAAUCUAUCAAUGCUUUACCAUGUUCUUGGAUAACAGUGUGUGUGUAAUGGUGAAACAGGAGCAACGAGGGAGUGCAGCUACUGGAAUAAAUGACGUUUAGAUUCUUUCAUUUGGCUGAACAGUCUCACUGCAAACGUGUUGAUGAAUGCGAGAGAGUUGGAGUGUGUCUUUCUUUCUUCUUUCAACGUGGAGGGUUUAAAUAGGGUUUAUAUACACCUGCUUAUUCCCACUGAAGCUCAAUACACUAAAGGCAUGAAAUCAAUGAGUAGAAAUAUUUCAUUUUACACAACUCUAAAAGAAAAAAAUACUGUUGGGUAAAAUGAAAUAUUUCUACUAAUUCUUUUUCUAUUCGUCGACUGUCCUCGUUCUGAUCCACUGGACUGGACCCUCCUGUCGCCUCAUUCACAUUACUUAAUUUUCUUUUGAUAAUUUUACACACACACACACACCACCGACGUCUCUGCAGAGCCAUUGCUAAUGUUCUCACUGCUCUGUACAGGUGCCAAGCAGGGCUCAUCCCAGCCCACACUGCAUUGUUGUGAAAUAAUAUAUCAAAGCAAGUUGACUGUGAAAUGACAUUUUAUCUCUCCAAGGAGCCAAACUUUCUUUUAGUUUUUUUUAUCCACACCAUCUGUAUUCCCCCCACCCCACCCAUUUAUUUUUGUUCUCUCCCUGUGCUGCUCUGUGUCCUAGAAACUAAUGUAGUGGAAAAUAAAGUUGAAGUAAAUGGCUAG
Molecule: messenger RNA, 2649 nt
Organism: Cyclopterus lumpus (lumpfish)
Lineage: Eukaryota; Metazoa; Chordata; Actinopteri; Perciformes; Cyclopteridae
Gene: mlycd
Product: malonyl-CoA decarboxylase
Exons: 5
Coding region: 79-1593 (504 amino acids)
Biological process (GO): acetyl-CoA biosynthetic process; malonyl-CoA catabolic process; fatty acid biosynthetic process
Cellular component (GO): peroxisomal matrix; mitochondrial matrix
Molecular function (GO): malonyl-CoA decarboxylase activity
Source: RefSeq, a predicted model, not a curated record